AGUCACCCAUCUUCCCUACAACUAAAGACUGAGAUUUAGCGAACUCAAAGAAGUGAAGGCGCGACUGAAUCAAAUCAAUGGAAAAAGAGUUCAACUUCCAUCAUCAAUUUCUUCUUCAUCGUCUUCUACUAUUUUCUCUACUUCUAUUUCCAGUCCUCAUAAAUUCAACUACAACAACAACGUCAAUCCAACACGAACAAUCCGAAAUCAUAUCAAGAUUCCAACAAUACCUUCGAAUCAACACAGCCCAGCCAUCCCCAGACUAUGAGAAAUCCACCCAGUUUCUCCUAACCCAAGCCGAAUUCCUUUCUUUAGAAUCCCAAGUCGUAGAGUUCGUCAAAGGGAAACCACUCGUCAUCCUCAAAUGGCCAGGAUCCGAUCUUUCCCUUCCUUCUAUCCUUCUUAACUCCCACACCGAUGUUGUCCCAGCCGAGCAUUCGAAGUGGGUUCAUCCUCCUCUCGGAGCUAACAUCGAUGAACAAGGCAAUAUCUUCGCUCGAGGUUCCCAGGAUAUGAAGUGCGUUGGGAUGCAGUAUCUGGAGGCUAUUCGUAAGUUGAAGUCUUAUGGGUUUCAGCCAAAACGUUCUCUUUACUUGACGUUUGUCCCCGAUGAGGAGAUCGGUGGUCAUGAUGGUGUUGAGAAGUUUGCACACUCCGAUGUCUUCAAGAGUAUGAAUGUUGAUAUAGUGCUUGAUGAAGGGUUGGCUUCCCCCAACGAGAAUUACAGGUUGUUCUAUGCGGAGAGGACUCCAUGGUGGCUGGUAAUAAAGUCUACUGGAGCCCCCGGACAUGGGGCAAAGCUUUACGACAAUAGUGCAAUGGAGAACCUUUUCAAGAGCAUUGAGAUUAUCAGAAGGUUCAGGGCUUCACAGUUCGAUUUGGUAAAAGCUGGUUUGAAGGCUGAAGGGGAUAUCAUUUCGGUUAACAUGGCCUCGCUGAAGGCCGGGACACCUUCUCCCACUGGUUUUGUUAUGAAUUUGCAGCCAUCAGAAGCAGAAGCUGGUUUCGAUAUUCGAGUACCACCAACAGCUAAUGUAGAAUCCUUGGAGAAACGGCUAGCUGAGGAAUGGGCACCUGCUUCACGAAACAUGUCAUUUGAGUUUAAGCAAAAGGGUACCACCGUUGAUUACCUGGGAAGGCCACUCAUAACUGCCACUGACAGUUCUAAUCCGUGGUGGACUCUGUUGGAAGAAGCUAUCAAGAAAGCUAAUGGAAAGGUCGGGAAGCCAGAGAUUUUUCCUGCUGCCACAGAUUCCCGCUAUUUUCGGCAAGUGGGCUUGCCAGCUAUUGGUUUUUCACCUAUGGCUAACACUCCUGUUUUGCUUCAUGACCAUAAUGAGUUUCUAAACCAAGGGGAGUACUUGAAAGGAAACGAUGUGUACGUGUCCAUUAUUGAAGCAUAUGCAUCAUACACCCCACCUGGAAGAGAUAGCCUUCCAAGAGACGAGUUGUAAAGGAUAUGCACUGGCCUAUCUUCUUCCGCAAGUAAAAACUCUUAGCUUCUCUUGCUGCCUCGAAGUACGACCAUAAGAGGAGUGGAGGUAAGGUCAUCCUAGUAAUGUAUCGAUAGCAGUUCAGUUCAUCAUGUUACUUAUGGAUGAUGGGUUAUUUGAAUGUGCCUGAUGAGAUGUGUCGUGAUUCCUUCUCGUCUUAGCGAUCGAUUUUCAGUGUUAAAUUUGUGGAAAUCUGCUUGAUGGUUGAAUAAAAUGAGUCCAGGAUGAAAUGACUUUAAUAGA
Hibiscus syriacus is the source of this 1736-nucleotide messenger RNA. Its product is annotated as aminoacylase-1-like. Gene Ontology annotation, molecular function: aminoacylase activity. Lineage: Eukaryota; Viridiplantae; Streptophyta; Magnoliopsida; Malvales; Malvaceae. Bases 78 to 1454 code for a protein of 458 amino acids. The record is from RefSeq and is a predicted model, not a curated record. Gene Ontology annotation, biological process: amino acid metabolic process. Gene Ontology annotation, cellular component: cytoplasm. The transcript is spliced from 5 exons.